This is a messenger RNA of Colletotrichum karsti, 861 nucleotides long. RefSeq lists its product as uncharacterized. Lineage: Eukaryota; Fungi; Ascomycota; Sordariomycetes; Glomerellales; Glomerellaceae. The record is from RefSeq and is a predicted model, not a curated record. The coding region runs from base 1 to 861 and encodes 286 amino acids. The transcript has 5 exons. Gene Ontology annotation, biological process: proteolysis. Gene Ontology annotation, molecular function: metalloendopeptidase activity; ATP binding; ATP-dependent peptidase activity.
AUGGCGCCGGUUCACCCAACGACGGCGCGACAAACGCUGGCUCAUGCAGGCGCUAUUGCCAAUGUAGCUUGGAAAAGAGCUGCAGUCGUUGCCGGCCCAGAGAUUGCGCGCCGCGCGCUCGCUCGCCGCGACUUGAGCGUCAACCACACUCAGGGUGUUACCCUUGGUGUCAUCGCAGCCUACGUUGUGGUCAUUGCCAUUCUCUGGAAUGUUCCUUAUGUCAAAAAUGUCCUCUGGCCUUUUAAGAUGCUCACAGUUGCAUUUCACGAAUUUGGUCAUGCCAUCGCUGCGUGCUGCACCGGCGGCCGCGUCGUUUCCAUCACUCUGGAUCCGAACGAAGGUGGUGCAACUUUGAUGAAGGGUGGAAAACAGGCCAUAACGCUUCCUGCAGGAUAUUUAGGAUCAAGUCUCAUCGGCGGGCUAUUAAUCUUCGCGGGCUUCAAUAUCAAUGCCAGCAAGAUAGCCUCAUUCGUCCUGGCUGUCUGCUUUCUUUUGACCCUGUGGUGGGGUAAGAGAGACUGGCUGACGAUCCUUACGGUCCUUCUUGCCGUGGGAUUGAUCAUUGCUGCUUGGUUUAUUUCUCAUGCGCAGGCUUUGAGAUUCGUCGUUCUCUUCCUCGGUGUCAUGAGCGCCCUCUACAGCGCCUGGGAUAUUGCAGAUGAUCUUAUCUUGCGCAAGGUCAACGAAUCAGACGCCUCGGUUUUUGCCAAAAGAUAUGGCGGGUCCAGUCGCUGCUGGGGACUGAUCUGGAUUGUGAUUUCCAUUCUCUUCAUGGUCGCAGCCAUCAUUGCAGGUCUCGCCGCGUUCCCUCAGUCCUUUGCCGAACAGGAGAGCGAUUCUCAGAAGUUCCUGCCCACCUAA